CACGAUCCACUUUCGGAACCCUGUGAGCCAGCGGUCAUGAAUAAAUCAGACCCGACAAAUGUUGAAUACGUUCAAGCACCGUAUUUUGAUCAUUCGCUCUACGAAAAUUUCUCGGUAGUAUACGCAUUGCCGUUGUCGAAUCAUGACAACGGAUCAUUGAUGGCCAUUGCAUCGUUCUAUGCUUUGCUGUUCAUGUUGGGCACAUGUGGGAAUGCUGCAAUCUUGGCUGUUGUACAUCAUGUGAAGGCUUCUGAUUCCAGGUCAAAACACAAUACAACGUUAACUUACAUAUGUAUACUGUGUAUCGUGGAUUUCUUGAGCAUGCUGCCUCUUCCUAUGACUAUAAUCGACCAGGUCCGUAUUUUUUUGUAA
This is a messenger RNA of Haemonchus placei, 372 nucleotides long. The record is from the annotation of a GenBank genome assembly. Lineage: Eukaryota; Metazoa; Nematoda; Chromadorea; Rhabditida; Trichostrongylidae.